This is a messenger RNA of Camellia sinensis, 738 nucleotides long. NCBI's taxonomy places the organism in Eukaryota, Viridiplantae, Streptophyta, Magnoliopsida, Ericales, Theaceae. The record is from RefSeq and is a predicted model, not a curated record.
AUCUACUAGGAAUGAGUGGACGUAUUGCAGCUCAAGCAGAUGAAGCAAGCAACCCAAUCAAUGUGAAGAAUCUAUCUUUGGGUUGGAUGAUUGGUUUUCUCUUUCUUGUCAGCUUUGUUGGUCUCUUUUCAAUUGUCCCCCUUAGAAAGAUGAUAAUACUCAAGUACAAGUUAAGAUACCCUAGUGGAACUGCAAUUGCCUACCUCAUCAACAGCUUUCACACUCCUAAAGGAGCCAAACUAGCCAAGAAACAAGUAAUGAUGCUAUUCUAUUCCUUCUGUGGUAGCUUUACUAAUGCACUUUUUCAAUGGUUCUUUGCUGCUACUGAUGGCUGUGGAUUUAAUAACUUUCCCACCUUUGGUCUCAAAGCCUUUAGCCAAAGGUUCUGAUGAACUUAACAAAUGACAACCCUGUGUGCUGUCAGCAAAUUGCUGCCUGUGGAGGACUGGGGAAACCUUGUCUUCAUUGAUUGCUGGCCACUUUCCAUCAUUCAGUUCAUCUUUGCCUCCCUUCAGCGAUAUAAGAAAUGGUACUUGUUGUCCAAGUCUUAAGACAUUUGAAAGGGUGUGAUCGGUAGGACUUUAUCUUUUGUAAGACUAGAACAAUCUCUACAAAUAGUUAGUUUAUUCAUAUGCUUCUAGCGGUUUCUGAAUUAAUUUUUGUUUUCAUUUUUCAGGUUAGAAAUUCUUGGAGAGAUGCAAAAUAUGGUCAAAGAAUUCAAGAACUUAGUUUUUUAAG